Messenger RNA from Sipha flava (yellow sugarcane aphid), 1362 nucleotides. RefSeq lists its product as uncharacterized. The transcript is spliced from 6 exons. NCBI's taxonomy places the organism in Eukaryota, Metazoa, Arthropoda, Insecta, Hemiptera, Aphididae. The record is from RefSeq and is a predicted model, not a curated record. The coding region runs from base 1 to 1362 and encodes 453 amino acids.
AUGUCUUCCAAACAAUGUGUUGUUGUUGGUUGUGGUACAUCAUAUGAUGAUAUGAUAACACUUCGUCAUCGUUUUCCAAAAGAUGAACUGACAUUUAACGCUUGGGUAGAAAGGUCUGGAAACAACAAAUUAUCUAAUUUACCAAUGAACGAUGUUUACAAACGUUUUAUUAUGUGUGACAAGCAUUUUGCGCCAAGCUGUAAAAGUCCUGGAUUUAAGAAGCUCAUAACAAAAUCUAUUCCUACUUUGAAUUUAUCAGAUGUCGCUGAUAAUAAUAUGUCUAUUGAAGUUGUAACUGAGGAUUUUUGGGAAGGUACUAAUUGUCAAAUGCCUACUGAAUCUGUAAAUCGUAUAAGAUCUUUUGAUUUAGAUGUUGAAUUAAAUACAGAUUACACUUAUGAAGAUGAAGCUGAAAUGUCUAUUGAGAUUAUUACUAAUGACUUUGAUGAAGGUACUAUUCCACAAAUGCCUAUUGAUUCUGGAAUUAACAUAGAAGGAGAUCGGUUAACACCCAAACUCACUGAUUGUCAUAUGUAUCCAGCUACACUGAAAAAAAUGAAAGUGGCUAAUGCAGCUCAAGUUUUUAGUCAACGCGUUGGAGCAAUUAUGAAACGAUUUGCUGAGAUGAAUAAAGAAAUUCCAGUAAUAAUAGGCCUUGAUGCUUCAGCACAAAGUACAGGACAAUUGUGUUUAUUUAUGGAUAAGUUAUUUGAUAGUGCAAACGGUAACUCCAUUAAACCAGAACUUGGAAAAAAUUUAAGAUGUGCAGUUACAAGAAAUUCGUCUCAUUGGGAUUUUUGGCAAAAAGCAUUAAUUACUCUCAAUUCAAUGAAGUACAUAAAUACAAACAAAGCAAUUGUUCCUUCAAUUACUAAUUGGAUAAAGACAGUAAAGGGAAUUAUGCACAUUUGUAAACGACUUCUUGAUUGUGGCUUUGCAUUUGUAUUGUUGCGAAAUUUUAAUCAAGAUCCGAUUGAAAACUUUUUUGGUUCUAUUCGUAGUCAUGGAGUCAGGAAUAUAAAACCAACACCGGCUGUGUUUAUGUCAUCAUUUAAAGCAUUGUUAAUAAACAACUUCACGUCUAACCAUUCGGUAGGAUCAAACUGUGAAAAUGAUGAUUGUGAUGGUGCUUUGGAUAAUUUAAAGAAUUUCUUAUUUGAUGAAAUACCCCUAGAAGAAACUAUCAUUCAGAGUCCAACAGAGAGCAUGAUUGAAAUUGAAAUUCCAAAUGUUAAAAUACCUAGUUCUAAUUCUCAAGUGAAUUCUGGAAGUAGAGCUUAUGUUGCUGGAUGGCAAUUCGCCCACAUCGAGAUUGGUCGAUACGAGAAGGCACUUAGCAUUCGUAAGGAUGAAUAUGAAUGA